Aplosporella prunicola CBS 121167 is the source of this 2378-nucleotide messenger RNA. RefSeq lists its product as uncharacterized. The transcript has 2 exons. Lineage: Eukaryota; Fungi; Ascomycota; Dothideomycetes; Botryosphaeriales; Aplosporellaceae. The coding region runs from base 472 to 2262 and encodes 596 amino acids. The record is from RefSeq and is a predicted model, not a curated record.
UCCGAGUUAUGCAGUCGUUGCGCCGCAGCGAAGUUGAACCGCACUGACUUCUCUGAUCCGCCUUUCGUUCCUGAAGAGAAAUACAAGAGGAUUGUGCUGAAGGGCACUCUCGAAGACCUUAGGGAUAAACACUGCAAACUAUGCGACCUUAUCAGGCAUGCCCUGGUUCAGAACGAAGGAACACCCAAAAAUGCAGACAUCGCGACGAAGUGGCAAGCUGUAUGGCUCCAGAACAGCUUCGAGUACGAUCCCGCGGAAGAGGACAUCGAGGAUCAGUAUGGAUCUGGUCUUUACCCGAAGUUGGACAUCGAAGGAAGGUCUUGCAACUACUGUAUUCAACUUGUGGACGAGGCGGACACUAAAGAUUUCUUGCGCGGAAGGCUUACCAGUAAAGGAUUCAACACCGAUCUCGUGCAGUCCUGGCUUAGUCUUUGUCGUCGAGGGCAUGGCGAACACUGCAAAGAAUCAUACAUGGAGGCUAGAGCACAUCCUGGCGGACUCGCUGGUUUCAUGGUAAUCAAUGUCGACAGACUCUGUCUCCAGGACCUGCCGAGCGGGGAGGAGUAUGUCGCCUUGAGCUACGUUUGGGGACUUGCAAAUCGUCCAGUGUCCUUGAAGGACAACGUCGCGGAAUUCAGAAGGCUAGAUGGACUGCGCAUCGAACUUCCGCGGACUAUCCAAGACGCCAUCGUGGUUACUAUCAAACUGGGCUUCCGGUUCUUAUGGGUAGAUUCACUCUGCAUCGUGCAGGAUGACAUAGAUACAAAAGCAGCUUUGAUAGCCAACAUGGACGCCGUUUACAGCCAUGCAACAUUAACUCUUGUUGCGGCUUCUGGGAAAGAAGCCCAGUCGGGAUUGUCGGGAGUCAGCAGAGGCCGAAGGAACCUACACACUCAAGAGCUGGCCCCUGGGUUCCGUCUCGGAGUCUUACCAUUCUUUGAAGAAGAGAUGAUGAAAUCGGAACAUGCCACAAGAGCCUGGACUUACCAAGAGACAUGCUUGUCGCCACGCUGCCUCAUCUUCUUAAAUGGACUUGUCUUUUUCGUAUGUCAUGAAGCGGUUUGGGGAGAGUACGUCAUGGCCGAGCUUCCCAACAUCAGGCCAAUGGAAGGUGCCAACACCCUUGGAAAAAACCAGGACGAGCAGCCUCUCCGCAGGUUUCAGCAGCAUGUGACAGCGUACACAUCGCGGAACCUAUCUUAUCAAGCGGACGGACUGAACGCGUUCUCGGGUAUUGCAAAUGCAUUGUCUCGGUAUCUGGGACAUACAAGGAUUCCCUUCGGCCUACCAUCAUCAGUUUUCGACUGGGCAAUCUUGUGGACAGCUAACCAGAGUGCGCAGGAUUUGAAAAGAAGAGAAGGGUUUCCAAGCUGGUCGUGGGUUGGAUGGCAAGGAUCGACUGACAUGGCGCAGGAUACGGAUAGUGAAUACGACCAGAAGUGGUUACUAAAAGGCACCUGGAUAGUUUGGUUCGUAGUUAACGAGAGCGGGGAGACUGUUUUGCUCUGGGAUCCAAUAAGAGAUGGAACGACUGUAUCUCAACUGGUCACAAUAGUUGGCCAAGAAGCUGACAAAAGAGAUGAGCAUGAGGUCGACGGAAACGCGGCAGAGGAGGAAGUUUGCCCAAGUUACGGAUGGCCCUCACCCUCGAACCCCUAUGGCCGCUGCUUGGAUGAGCGGCUGCUGUCCAUGCUUCCAAUUCACCAAGCUCCAGAAACCCCGUCGACGAUCCCCUCUGGCCUUCCCGUGGCAUCGUUGUACUUUUCCACCAUUGUGAUUUCCCUUUUUGUCGAUAUGCUACCUUCCCACGUGGAACCGGGACUUGCCCAUGUUCUCGACGUCGACCACAACGUAUGUGGUUUCAUCAAUGUCAACAAUCAGAGUCUUGUCCAGCACACCCAGCAGCGUGCGACCGAAACCACCGCUGACAGGAAGAGUACACCCUUCGAAUUGUUGCUUUUGUCAGUAACCCCAUACGGCGUCAAGUCUGUGAAUCAGGACAAGAUUGCCGCUUUCGCACCGCAGUAUCAGCAGAACCAAGACGAUGUUGCAGCGUUGGACGAACUCGAUUUGCCUGGAGACUUCGAGUUCCUUAACAUUAUGCUCACAACGCCACAGGGAGCGAAUGUGGCUUUUGGACGGGAUGGACAGGAAGAUAUUAUCGAGCUUACCCAGAGAGUUGGGCUUGGGUUCCUGCACAAAGACGCUGUUCGUAAUUCAUUGCGUCCGGGAAUCAUCUGGAAAGAAAUUGUCUUGGUGUAAGCGGUUUGUUGCAGGGCGUUAAGUGGCUAUGAGCGACCGCGGAGCUGGUGGAGUUGCAGGACAUAAUCAACAAGCAUGAUAACAUUUGGAAGAUCAGACUGGAGCACGAAUUGUAC